Molecule: messenger RNA, 1044 nt
Organism: Lagenorhynchus albirostris (white-beaked dolphin)
Lineage: Eukaryota; Metazoa; Chordata; Mammalia; Artiodactyla; Delphinidae
Gene: DAO
Product: D-amino acid oxidase
Exons: 10
Coding region: 1-1044 (347 amino acids)
Molecular function (GO): D-amino-acid oxidase activity; FAD binding
Source: RefSeq, a predicted model, not a curated record
AUGCGCGUGGUAGUGAUCGGAGCGGGCGUCAUCGGGCUGUCCACCGCCCUCUGCAUCCAUGAGCGCUACCACUCGGUCCUGCAGUCGCUGGACGUGAAGGUCUACGCAGAACGCUUCACCCCGCUCACCAACACUGAUGUGGCUGCCGGCCUCUGGCAGCCCUACCUCUCCGAGCCCAGCAACCCACAGGAGGCGCGCUGGAACCAGCAGACCUUCAACUAUCUCCUGAGCCACAUCGGUUCUCCCAACGCUGCAGACAUGGGCCUGGCCCCAGUCUCAGGCUACAACCUCUUCCGUGAAGCCGUUCCGGACCCUUACUGGAAGGAUGUAGUUCUGGGAUUUCGGAAGCUGACUCCGAGAGAGCUGGACAUGUUUCCCGAUUACAGCUAUGGCUGGUUCAACACAAGCCUGAUUCUGGAGGGAAGGAAGUAUCUGCAGUGGCUGACCGAAAGGUUAACUGAGAGAGGAGUGAAAUUCCUCCUAAGGAAGGUGGAGUCUUUUGAGGAGGUGGCAAGAGGAGACGCUGAUGUGAUUAUCAACUGCACUGGGGUGUGGGCUGGGGCUUUGCAACCAGAUCCCCUGCUGCAGCCAGGCCGGGGGCAGACCAUUAAGGUGGAUGCCCCAUGGAUGAAGCACUUCAUUAUCACCCAUGACCCAGAGAGAGGCAUCUAUAAGUCCCCGUACAUCAUCCCAGGGAUCCAGGCAGUGACUCUUGGAGGCAUCUUCCAGCUGGGGAACUGGAGUGAGACAAACAAUAUCCAGGACCACAACACCAUUUGGGAAGGCUGCUGCAGACUGGAGCCCACACUGAAGGAUGCAAAAAUUGUUAGUGAAUGCACUGGCUUCCGGCCAGUACGCCCCCAGGUUCGACUAGAAAGAGAACAGCUUCAUGUUGGAUCUUCAAACACAGAGGUCAUCCACAACUAUGGCCACGGAGGCUAUGGGCUCACCAUCCACUGGGGCUGUGCCCUGGAGGUGGCCAAGAUCUUUGGGAAAAUCCUGGAAGAAAGGAAUUUGCUCAGGAUGCCACCAUCCCACCUCUGA